UCUGUGCAAAUUGGGAGCCCUAGGCGGUGCGGAUGCCAGUGCACAGAGCCUGGCAGAGGGUUCGACGGCAGUUCUCACCAAAGCCUGCCGACGUCUGCUCUUAAAGAAGCCAACAACUGUGACUGCUGCCACCAAGAACCAGAACGGCGAGGCCGCAAAGGACGGCGGGGCAGUAGACUUUGUCCGACUCGGUCCUCUGGACGAGGCUAACUCCAUUCGGUGGGCUAUAGACGGUUUGGCUUUCCUCAGUCUCAAUGCAGAGGUCAAGGAGGCCAUUGUUCAGGACGAAUUGUUGGUUGCGGCAAUAUUUAAAGUAGCUGAGAUGGGCCUCUUGGAUGCCGCCUUUCCCCUCGCCAGUCUGUUAGCGAAUCUAACAAACAGUUUUGAGGAGAAGGAGAUCAGCCCGGAGAUGUUAGAGUUGGCAAAGUACGCCAAGCAGCACGUGCCACAGAAGCAUGAGCUAGACGCGCCUAACGUGGUCGCCGCGCGUCGUCAGUUGCUCCUCGACUUGGGCCUUCCCUCCUGUCUCUAUAACCUCACCAUGAACUUCUGUCAUCUUUAUCAUGAACUUCAAGAUUCUUUCGAGUUUACCGCUGUUAUUUCCGUAAUUCUAGGUGUCUACCUGGCAGCCGCGGAGUGCGUUGAGAAGCGUGGCUUGCUGGUCUCGGCAGGUGCUGGCAAAGCCCUGCUCAACCUUGCCCUGGAGACCAACACUGAGGACGGUAAACUU
Dibothriocephalus latus is the source of this 730-nucleotide messenger RNA. The record is from the annotation of a GenBank genome assembly. NCBI's taxonomy places the organism in Eukaryota, Metazoa, Platyhelminthes, Cestoda, Diphyllobothriidea, Diphyllobothriidae.